UUCUACUUUCGAGAAUAAUUUAAGAAAGUUUUUAUAAUAAUGCAUAUGACAGCAUACAGAAUCUAAACCGCCAAUUUACUAAACCAAAUAAAAAUAGCUAAAUUAACAGCACUACUCUUAAUAACUUUCAAAAAUAAUUAACAAAUCAAAACAAACGAAAAGCAUGUCGGCGAAAAAAUUAUUUGCAUUGGAUUUUGAAGUUUUUGGCAAAGUACAAGGUGUAUUUUUUCGAAAAUAUACAGAAAAACAAGCUAAACUACUUGAUCUAAGAGGCUGGUGUAUGAAUACCGCAGAUGGCACAGUUAAAGGUCAAUUAGAAGGUCCACAAAAUGAAUUGAACGAAAUGAAAUAUUGGCUACAAAACAAAGGUAGUCCGAGUUCUCGUAUCGACAAAGCAGUUUUUAGUGAAAUACGUCCUAUAGAAAAUUACACAUUUCAAACAUUUGGUAUUAAACGUUAAAUAAUUGUCAAUCAAAUCAAUUAAAGAACCGAAAUAAAUUUAAGGUAUGUAAAAUUGAAGAAAAUAUGGAAAUGAGUGUGAACUGAAUUAAAUAUAUGAGUGUAAAUGUGUUGAUAUUAUUUUAAAAGACUUACUCCCGUAUUCAUCGCUUUUUUAGCUUAAGUACACACAUUUUCCAUACAAAGUUCCAACAAUAAACCAUCAAUAACUUUAUUAAGUAUUUAUGAGUAGGGUGGUAAAACUUUUCUGUCUUAAGGUCCUUCCAAUUGGAUUUUGAACUCCUCAGUUAUUUAGAGUUUAAAAGUUGGUAUUUAUCUAUCUACCUAUCUAUCUAUUUAUCUAUCUAUCAAUCUAUAUAUCUAUCUAUUUAUCUAUCGAUCUAUCUACAUAUAUAUCUUU
This is a messenger RNA of Lucilia cuprina (Australian sheep blowfly), 859 nucleotides long. RefSeq names its product acylphosphatase-2. The record is from RefSeq and is a predicted model, not a curated record. Gene Ontology annotation, molecular function: acylphosphatase activity. The transcript has 2 exons. Bases 164 to 460 code for a protein of 98 amino acids. Lineage: Eukaryota; Metazoa; Arthropoda; Insecta; Diptera; Calliphoridae.